Messenger RNA from Spathaspora passalidarum NRRL Y-27907, 2247 nucleotides. RefSeq names its product Ssy5p (gene SSY5). Lineage: Eukaryota; Fungi; Ascomycota; Pichiomycetes; Serinales; Debaryomycetaceae. The transcript has a single exon. The record is from RefSeq and is a predicted model, not a curated record. Bases 1 to 2247 code for a protein of 748 amino acids.
AUGAAGAGAUUGUUGUCUAAACGUAAAGAUCCUAAGCCAGGAUCUUCCUCGGUCAACCCCCUGAUCAGUUCGGUUGAUAUAGCACCUACCACCAGCAACCAAUCCAACGAAUCUCAUGAUGAAUCAGUUAAUCCGAUAUUUCAAAAAACAAGUAACGUCGAUAUGAAUCUUAAUGUGAAUCCAACUAUUGUUGGCAGGAAUCAAGAUGAUGAUGAUGAUUUUUCCAUGGAUACAACCAUGAACGACUAUUCGUUAUUCACCGGCACCAAGAAGUCAUUCUCAACUAAGCAAUCGUCAUAUAUGUCCCUGGGUUCUUCCAGCGGUGCCCCCGGUGCCGGUAAGAAGGAAUUUGGUACAGCCUUGCAUACUUUGAAUAUGGUGGCCGAAGAGACCGACGAAACUACAAGUGCAAGUCAGAUUGUAAGUGACGGAUUGGUCACUUUAGUUGAGGAUGUUUCGUUCGUGGUUAAUCAGUUUAAUCACGGAAUAAUUAACUUAACAACCUGUGUUAUAAACGCUAUUGAUUGUUUUAAACGGUUCAUUGCAAAAGCUAACUCGUUGGACAAGAGAUCUUCCAGUUGGAAAUUCACCAGUGAAAACAAUAAAUGUGUUCGACAAAUCAUUCGAUACUAUCUUAAUUUUUACGACAACUUGUUAAAAGAUGAAGCAUAUAUCAAGUUGAAAUUAUUACUAGUUAAGCAUUUCAACGAUUUUGCCGGGUGUUUGGAUUCAUCAAGCAGACUACAAACUAGCGAAAUUGUAAAACCAAAGAAUUAUGCUAUAGGAUACGGUGGAGUGAAAUUACCUAAUCAAGAAGUAGUUGAACGAAUUGUGGAAAAGAUAAGCAAGUCGAACUUACCAAUAAAGGAACAAUCGGGAUCAUUCUUGGCUCCCAUUACUCGAGGAAUAACCCAGGAGUUGUCCAUUCUCUGUCUUUAUUUCGGAUACCCUGAACCAAACGACUAUCAUUUUCGAUUCAUACAAUCCUUGUAUGAACUAUAUGAUGAUAUCCAUAUGAUGAUCAUGAAGAACAAGGUUGAAUUAGCAGCUACUGCCGCAACAACAAAUCCAAUACCCGCACCUACUCACGACCCAAUCACCGCACCAAUCAAGUUUAAAAUCCCAUUCAGAAUACCCACAGAUAUAACCCAACCACCAAUGUCGAUGUCUAUCUCGUUGGAAAAUUCCGUAAGAACAUCAGGUACAUUAGGAGGUUACAUAUACCCUAUAAUUAACACACAAACCCAUCCUCAAUUAUCCUACUAUGCUCAUUCACAAUUUGCCAUCACAUGUGGUCAUGUUUGUCUUGAUGGAAACAAGUCCACUUAUCCUCAUGUAAGUAUGCCUUCUUCGGUCUUAAUAUCCAUGUAUAAAAACGCAUUGUCAGCACAAUACACUAGAAGUGAUAAUGAAGCCAAAGUAGCGUAUGGAUCCAUUUUAAACCAGUUGGAUCAGUUGUUCCCUAUCAAGAAAGUCAAACUGGAUAAUAACAACACUCAACAAAUGAGAAAUUUGCCUAGUUUACGAUUUGGACAGAUCAUCUGGGGUGAACGUACAUUGAUCGAGAAUAACAUUGUAAAUGGGAUAAGUGACGUUCCUGAAAAGAGACUUAGUGACUUGGCAAUUGUGAAAAUCAACAAGAAGCUAUCAUGUAGGAAUUUCCUCGGCGAUGAUAUUCCAUUUAAUGAAUUCGACCCUGGAUUGAUGUUUGAUAAUUUGUACAUUAGGAAAGUUAUAAAUUUGUCAAGAUAUGUUCCUAAACCAGUACCUGCCAAUACCGAGGUUGAUUCUACAGUUUCCUCCUAUAAUCCCCAAGAAUCACUCCAUGGAGUACCCGUGUUUAAGUACGGGUCCACUACAAAAUACACCCGAGGCAAUCUUAACGGAAUCAAGUUGGUAUACUGGCAAGAUGGAGCCAUCCACUCGCUGGAAUUCAUUGUGAACUCUCCCGACAAUAUCACACCAUUCGCAUCAGGUGGUGAUAGUGGAAGUUGGAUUCUUACCAAAUUAGAAGAUAUAGAAAGCGAUGCGAAGGGAUUGGGUGUUCUUGGUAUGUUGCAUUCUUAUGAUGGUGAAUUUAGACAGUUUGGUUUGUUUACACCAAUGACGGAGAUUUUGACUAGGUUGGAAGAGGUUACCAAUAUUAAGUGGGGUGUUGUUGGUUGUGAAGAAAAAGCUGGAGAGGAAAUUGAAUCUAGUGAGAGCGAAGUUCCUAGCGAUAGUGAUAGUGACAGUGAAGUUGAUUAG